AUGGACAUUAUUCAGCAAAGUGUGAUUAUUGCUCAACUAAAUGGUCAAGAGCAAUCUAAACAUUCAAAACGACAAAAAUUAAAUAAUCAGCAUGGUCUUACAAAAUUUUUUCCACAAAAAACUGGAGGUGGUUUGUCUGAAGAACGAAUUAAUGCCAUAAAUGUUGCAUUAUUAAAAGCUUUUGUGGUGUGCGGUAUUUCAUUUUCUGUAAUUGAAAACCCAUUUUUUAUCGACUUGCUUCAAACUUUGUGCCCGGAAUAUCAACCACCAUCAAGAGAAGUUUUAGCAGGACGAUUAUUGGACCAGGAGUACUCUAAAGUUGUAAUUAAACGUGAGGCUAUUUUUCGUGAAUCAAAUAAUCUAACUAUUG
Molecule: messenger RNA, 370 nt
Organism: Racocetra persica
Lineage: Eukaryota; Fungi; Glomeromycota; Glomeromycetes; Diversisporales; Gigasporaceae
Source: the annotation of a GenBank genome assembly